Microcebus murinus (gray mouse lemur) is the source of this 3842-nucleotide messenger RNA. It is a transcript of the gene SELE, whose product is annotated as selectin E. NCBI's taxonomy places the organism in Eukaryota, Metazoa, Chordata, Mammalia, Primates, Cheirogaleidae. Gene Ontology annotation, biological process: cell adhesion. Gene Ontology annotation, cellular component: membrane. The record is from RefSeq and is a predicted model, not a curated record.
CAGCUGUUCUUGGCCGACUUCACAUCAGAACUACUAUAUUGGCCUGAGACAGACGUAGCGGCGGUACGCACCUGAGGAAUUCGACACUCAAACAAUCUUUCCCGAAAAACAAAAAGUACUUCGAGUCUAAUCUUUUGGUGAAAAGAACUCUUGAAGUCAUGAUUGUAUCACAGCUUCUCUCUGCUCUCACUUGUGUGCUCCUCAUUAAGGAGAGCGGAGCCUGGUCUUACAACGCCUCCACGAAAACCAUGACUUACGAGGAGGCCAGUGAGUACUGUACGCAGAGGUACACACACCUGGUCGCAAUUCAAAACAAAGAAGAGAUCGAAUACCUAAACUCCAUAUUAAACUAUUCACCAAGUUAUUACUGGAUUGGAAUCAGAAAAAUCAAUAAUGUGUGGACCUGGGUAGGAACCAAGAAACCUCUGACCAAAGAAGCCACGAACUGGGCUCCAGGUGAACCCAACAAUAAGCAAAACGAAGAGGACUGCGUGGAAAUCUACAUCCGGAGAGAAAAAGACACGGGCAUGUGGAACGAUGAGAGGUGCAGCAAGAAGAAGCUUGCCCUGUGCUACACAGCUGCCUGUACCAACGCAUCUUGCAGCGGCCAUGGUGAAUGCAUAGAGACCGUCAAUAACUACACUUGCAAGUGCCACCCUGGCUUCAGUGGACUCAAGUGUGAGCAAGUUGUGGCCUGUAAAGCCCAGGAAGACCCUGAGCACGGAAGCCUGGUCUGCACCCACCCAUUCGGGAGCUUCAGCUACAAUUCUUCCUGCCGGGUCAGCUGUGAAAGGGGCUACGUGCCGAGCAGCACGGAGCCCACGCGGUGUGCAUCCUCCGGAGAAUGGACUGCUCCUGCUCCAGCCUGCAAUGCGGUUGAGUGUGACGCCUUGAUAACCCCUGCCAAUGGGAUCAUGAACUGCUGGCAAGGUCCUGAAAGCUCGCCAUGGGACACAACCUGUGCAUUUGACUGUGAGGAAGGAUUUGAACUAAUGGGAGCCCGGAGCCUUCGGUGUACCUCCUCUGGGAAUUGGGACAGCGAGAGGCCAACGUGUAAAGCUGUGACAUGCAGUGCUAUCCAACGGCCUCAGAAUGGCUCUGUGAACUGUAGCAACUCCGCUGCUGAAGAGUUUUCCUUCAAGUCAUCCUGCAGCUUCACCUGUGAGGAAGGCUUCAUGCUGCAGGGGCCAGCCCAGGUUGAAUGCACCGCGCAAGGGCAGUGGUCAGAGCAAAUGCCAGUGUGUGAAGCUCUCCAGUGCACGGCCUUGUCCAGCCCAAAGGGAGGGAGCAUGAGUUGUCAUCCCAGUGUUUCUGGAAGUUUCCAAAGUGGGUCCAGCUGCGAGUUCUCCUGUCAGCAGGGAUUUGUGCUAAAGGGAUCCAAAAGGCUCCACUGUGGCCCCACAGGGGAGUGGGACGGCAGGACGCCCACCUGUGAAGCUGUGAAAUGUGAUGCCGUCCACCCACCCCCAAGGGGCUUGGUGAAUUAUGCUCAUUCCCCUACUGGAGAAUUCACCUACAAGUCCACCUGUGCCUUCAGCUGUGAGCAAGGCUUUGAAUUACACGGAUCAGCUCAACUUGAGUGCACAUCUCAGGGACAGUGGACACAGGAGGUCCCCUCCUGCCAAGUGGUACAGUGUUCAAGCCUGGCAGUUCCCGGGAAGAUCAACACGAGCUGCAGCGGGGAGCCUGUGUUCGGCACCGUGUGCAACUUUGCAUGUCCUGAAGGGUGGACGCUCAAUGGCUCUGCGGCUUUGACAUGUGAUGCCAUGGGACACUGGUCUGGGACGCUGCCUACCUGUGAAGCUCCCGCUGAGUCCAAUACCCUGAUAACUGGGCUUUCCGUUGCUGGAACCUCUAUCCUGACAUUAACAUCAUUUCUCUUCUUCCUUCUGAAAUACUUGCGGAAGAAAGUAAAGAAAUUCGUUCCUUCCAGCAGCUGCCAAACCCUUGAAUCAGAGGGAAACUACCAAAUGCCUCCUGAUCUCGUUUAAGUUCAACAGAAUCAGGAACACAGAAGCAUCCGGAGAACUCGGGCCACACACUGCAGACAGCAGGGACAGAGAGUUCUCCUCGGGUCUCUGGCCCUUCUUGCCUACUGUCCCCACUCCCUUUACAGCCGGGAUGGAGGCACCCACCACAACUCCAAUGGCCCCUGUGGACGAGGCCAGCCUCCCACUGAAAAGACUCAAGUUUUCUCUUUCCCAGCCUCAGGAUCAAGAAAGUGCUGCUUCCUGAAGGGAACAAACAUUUUCUCCCAAGCAAAGAUGAAGAGACCAAGAGUCUGGAUCUCAGAUUUCCUUUUCUCACUCUCCCUUGCUCACUGGGAAAUCUCAGUUGGGGAAACAGUAUUUUGGGGCUUUGUUUCUUUCUUUUGCCCCUCACGGUGUUUCCACUGUUGAUUGUAUAGUUACUGUCAUGGGGAUGAAUAAUAAGUAUCAAGAGAGGGAAACAAAUUGGCCCCAGAGUAUUCUAACUUGAAAAAAUGACAAAUUUUUAAUGUCCACCGGUGACUGCUUGGCAAGGGGCGCCUUUGUAGAUGGUGCAAAUCCUACUUAAUGUUCUGUGCGAGGAUUACUAAGCACAGUCUUAAAUGUUUUUAUCCCUAUGGGAUUUAAUGCUUUUUAAAGGGUUCUUGAAGACUGGUUGUUUUAAUUGAGGUGAAUGUAGUAUAAUCUUUCAUAAUUGUCAAUUCAGUGCAUGUGUAGUAAGGAAUUAAAAAAUGUGUAGAUGUUUUGAACGAUGAUAGGGUAAAAGUUCCUUACCCUUGAUUACCCCUUCUUUGUUUCUUAACAAAUUAUGUCACAUCUGUAGUAAGUUUACUUCAAAAAAAAGGGCAAAUAUUAUCUGUCCCCUAGCAAGGCAUAAUGUUAACUAGUAUAAAGUUAUGAGUGUUUUGCUAUAGUUGUUUUAAAAACAUUGUAGUAUCAGGAGAGUAAAAACUGAAUGGAGGGUUUGUAUACUGUCAGGUAUGUUUUCAGGAAUGUGUAGUUUCCAUGAUGAAAAACUUUCAUGAGACCAAAUGUUCCAAUUUGAUAAAACCAUACAUAAAUGCAAACAAACAGAAGUACAAUUUUAUGAAUGUCUUUGUUGGAAGAAACAUGUAGAAAUAUGGAUGUGCUUUGCAUUCCUACAAAGAUGUUUGUCAGAUGUGAUAUGUGAAUAUGAUUUUUGUAUGUUACAUAAAAUUUCAAAUCCAUAAUAGGAACUCACCAUGUAAAAGAUUCAUCUAGGAGAUUUUUUAAAAGCAAAAAUGUCUGAUAAUUAUUCUCUACUUGUUUUAUCCUGUAUGUUAGUGUGUUCUGGAAGAGGGGAAAGCCUGUGUGAGCAAGUGUUUGUGUUUCUUUAUAAGCUGAUUUAAAAAUUCCUAAGGAAUCUUCAGUUACCAUUUGAGCACUGGCAGUGAGAAAUUCUCGUUCGGUAAUUGCCAAGGCUGGUCCAGCCUCAGAGUGUGAAAAUCAAAACUCUCCCACACUCCCAUUAGCUCAGCAUGUACAAAAAAGGAAAGUUUCAGAGAAGUGCUGAGCAGUAAACAUGGCCCCAGUUAACGUGGAGUGUAAUGAGGAUCAGAAGAGUGGAGGUUUUUGAUGGAUCAGAACUUUGGGAAAUAGAAAGAGAGAACAACUAUUGUGAUCAGGUUACAUACGGAAUGAAUUAUUAUUUUCCCUGAAAUUGUUCAAAUGUAAAUAUUUAUGUAUAGUGCAUUAGAAAUAGUGUGAAAUAUAAAUGUGGUCUGCUUUUGGGUUUUUUAAGGUAUUUUAAAUUAUGAUUUAAAAUAUUUUACAGUUUUUUAAAGUAUGUAUUUAUUUAAACUUAUGUCAGUUUGGACCUAUUGUAUUUGAUAU